UUGUGGGAUGUGCUGUGGGGUGGGCAGGAAUCGAGUCCCUUAUUCUCUGCUUUGUCUCCUUAGGAUCUGCAAGGGACCAUGAGUGAUGGUGACAAGAACCCCGCCAGCACUCCAACCCCGGUCAUCGACGUCCAAGGGGAUGGGCGAUGGAUGUCGUUGCACCACCGUUUCAUUGCCGACAGCAAAGACAAGGAACCUGAAGUCGUCUUUAUUGGGGACUCCCUGGUGCAGCUGCUGCACCAGUUUGAGAUUUGGAGGGAGCUUUUCUCCCCGCUGCAUGCCCUCAACUUUGGCAUCGGGGGCGAUGCCACGCAGCACGUGCUGUGGCGCCUGCAGAAUGGAGAACUGCAACACAUCCGUCCAAAGAUUGUGGUACUCUGGGUAGGCACCAAUAACCACGGACACACUGCGGAACAGGUGGCUGCUGGUAUAGAAUCCAUUGUGCGUGUCAUCAAUCAGCAACAACCCCAAGCUCGUGUGGUUGUAUUGGGUUUGCUGCCAAGGGGCAAAACCCCCAACCCGUUACGAGAGAAGAACAGGAGAGUGAACGAACUGCUGGAGAGUAAGGUGCCACUGCUCCCCAAUUCCUCCUUCCUCAAUGUCGACCCAGGCUUUGUGCAUUCAGACGGGACUAUAAGCCACCAUGACAUGUAUGACUACCUGCACCUGACCCGCAACGGGUAUGCCAGAGUCUGCCCUGGACUGCACCGCUUGCUGCUCUGCCUGCUGGGAGAAUGCCAUGCUCAAACACCUUGAUGGAAGCCAUCACACACCCGAGAUGCUCGCCGUUGGUUUGAGUGACUGCCGGAGGCUUAGAAACUUAGAUUGCUGUUGACUCCAGAUUGGCUGUUCUCAACCAUGACAACUGUAAGUGGACUUCAAUUCCCAGAAUUCCCCGGUCAGCUGUGCUGGCUGGGGAAUUCUGGGAGUUGAAGUCCACCUGUCUUAAAAUCCCCCACAUUGGUAAACACUGCCCUCAUCCCUGAAAUAUGUCACUGCCUUUCUCUGUUGCACUGUCUGGUCGAGACACUGGCGUUUGGGGUAGGGUGGGGAAAUAUUUGGGCCUUUCUUUUUUUUUUAAUAAUUAGAGACCUUUUAAUGGUGUUGCAGCCUAGAACGGAGUGAAGCUGGGAGCUAUGGCACACAACGGUGGAGAAAAGUAGGUUAGGAGAAGGGGCCUCCCCUAGGCCCGGUGGGUUUUCCCCAAAAAUAAUUUUUUUAAUUUAAAAAAAAAAAGCAAAGAAAGUUGGAAACUUUAAGAGCUUUGCCUUGAAUGGCAGCUGGAAUAUAUAUUCCUUUCUCUCUGCUUCUCUGAGGUGGUUGGACUUCCAUGCCCAGCAACAGCCAGAGCUUCUGGGAAAUGUAGUUCAUCAACACCCAGUUAGGAAGGGCGAAGUCUUGCUAUCAAUUGCCCCAUGUUUAAAAAAAAGGCCACUUUGCAAUUUUGGCUUCUUCUCUUCGCCCCGACUGCAAAUUCCAGGGUUGCUUCACUUAAAAUAUAAAAUGGCAACCUUUCCAUCCUUCUUCUUGAUGCCAGUUUUGGGAAAUGUGCUUAUUUGGCCACUGCUUGUUGGAUUUUUUAUUUUAUUUUUCCAUCAACUGGGGGAGAGAGGGGGAUUAAGUGGCCUUUCAAAUAAUUUUUUUCAGCCCCCUUGGUAGGGAUUUCUCUACAGAACAAGACAGAGGAAGCUUGCAUAUGGAGGUUCGUAGGUCAGUCCAGGUCAUGGGUUGUCCCUAGUGGUGCUUUUUCAAAAGGCAACUGGACUUUCUUUGUUUUUCCUUGAAGAGGUUUCGCUUCUCAUCCAAGAAGCUUCCUCACUUCUGACUUCAGUCCUUCCGUCAGAAUGGAAGAAGCUUCUUGAAUGAGAAGCGAAACCUCUUCAAGGG
Messenger RNA from Notechis scutatus (mainland tiger snake), 1887 nucleotides. The record is from RefSeq and is a predicted model, not a curated record. Lineage: Eukaryota; Metazoa; Chordata; Lepidosauria; Squamata; Elapidae.